UAUACAUUUAUGUACGUAAACGAAGAUUUAAGUUUGUUUUUUCCAUAAUUCAACAAUUACUCAUCGAAUUAGAUGGAAAUUUUGUAUAAGACUGGGCUGGCCGUGUGCUGGCACGAAUAAAUAUGAAAGUGAGAAUACGCGAUAAAAACGGUAUCAUGCGUGGAGUGGCGGGAGAAUGCAAGUAAAUAUCAGAUCAGCUGAUGAGUGACAACAGACAGACGAAGGCCUAUUGUUCUUGUUCUUGGUUAUGGCGACAAGCAGUUCUGAUGGGUCCUGUACAGCACCUGCAGAUUUUCAGCUUUCGUCAGAGCUGGAAGACGUUUCGAACCGUUUAAGCGUUACUUUAUUAAAGUGUCCACUGUGCCAUAAUAGUCGUCGAAUUUUUUACUGUCGACAGUGUAUUCAAAAUGGUGAUUUUAUUCAUUCAACUUCUGUUUAUUCCGAACGAUUUGCAGAUAAACAAUUGCGACUUUUACGGCUGAAAGCUGCAAGAGCUCAGCUGGAAGAAAAAUGUGUAAAGGCUCUUGAAAAACACAAACAACGGGAUAAAUUGAUAUGUGAUAUAAAUACUUGUAAAGAAAGAGUAAGGCUACUCCAAUCGUUAGUGAAUGAAACCAGACAAAGUAUAAACAGAGGUAAUCAACGUUUAAAUGUUCUGAAAGAUGUAAACUCUCAGUUAGCUCUUAGAUUACCUAGACACGAAGAAAGAGUAGAAAAAUUACAUCGAUAUGUUACCGGUUUGAGAGCAAAGCAAGAGAAACAAAAGGAAGCGGUAGAUAGAAAAAGGCAACAGUUGAAAAAAGUGAUCAGAACUGCUGCAAAACAAUUGAUACAAUAUAUUUUUCCUUUAUCUAAAGUUCAAUCUAGCAGAAGUUUAUGUAGCAGCGAGGAAGGUACUAGUUCAGAUAUUGUAACUUGUGCAUUGGCAGAUGCAUCUGGAACCUCGUACGUUAGAGGGAGAUGGAUUAACGAUACCGAAAAUGCUUCGGAAAUUCAACACCGUAUAGUUGCUCCUACUUUGCCAGGAACUGGUGAUUAUAGGGCUUAUUCUCUAUGGGUGGCAGCAAACAAAGACGGAGUGCCAGGUGCAAAUAAAGAAAAUGCGAUGCACAAUCCGGCAUACAAUAUCAGUGCUGCUUUAACUUAUGCUACACAAUUGGUUAAUAUUAUUGCCUAUUAUGUUAAUGUAAGACUACCAUAUAAACUUGCUUAUGGUGAAUUCUGUGCGAACGAGAUGUCGGAUCAAAAAUUUGCGAGAAAAGUGGCAAGGCUCAAUAAUAACGUGUUACAUUUAUGUUUCACACAAAAUACCAACAUCGCGGUUUUACAUCCAAUGCAUACUUUACAAAAUCUAAUGCACUUGCUCAAUACUGAAAUCAGUGAUCUUGGAAGAAUUGGUCCAAUGGAAGUUGAUUCAAAUAUUGUAGCACAAUUGCAUAGUCAAUUACUUCCAGAUUUAGAAAAUAGCGACGACUCUGCUUCCGACGAGGAGGAAGAUGCUUUUAAUUGGGAAUGGGAAGCUGUACCGAAUGUUGCAUGCCCUGAAAUGGCAGUUCCCAUCCCUGGUGCAAUAAUUAGUCAGCAAUCGUCAAGUAUGCAAGUGAAUCAGAGUGUUGCUGGUGGUUUGGUAACAAGUGCAGCGGCAAGCAUAGCUUCCAUCUGGCGUGGAUGGACGACUAACAAAUAGACUGUACCAUUUUACUAGCUAACUUCUUUUUAUACAAAUUGUAACAGCAUAUGUAGAGAACACAUAUGUAUCAAAAGACACAAACAUUGACGAUGCUUUAAAACAUGCAAAGAAAACAGUGUGUCGAGGGAAGUGGGUGUUCAUGUACUGUAAAUAUAUUGUAUAUGUAUGAAUUCAUUAAUUCAUGUAUGACACGUGAAAUAGUUCGAUUCAGUUAUGAAAGGUUUCGUGAGAUCUGAUAAUUAGUUAUUUUAAACCAUUUAUGUAAUAUAUUGAUUUGUAUUGUUACUUGCAAUAUAAUUCCAAACACCGAGUACACUUGUGAUAGAGAUAAAGGUCAUAAUUCUUUGGUACAAAUUUUUCAGUGUACAAUAUAAUACGCUACAUUUUCAUUAUUUACUUGUGAAUAGAAUUCAUUAAUAAGAUAUACGUGAGUUUAAAAUGACUGCCUUUUUUACGCUCACCACACUUUGUGUGAUUAUGUGUCUGUUGACGACGUACACAUAAUAAUAUGCUUUGCGUCAGAGAUGUCAUCGCUACCGUUGCAAUCUGUUGUCCAUGUACUUUCAACUUAUCAGCAGUUUUUACAUAAAGUUCCAAAUUUCAUGUUAUUUUGUUCCCCUGCAAGAUAUGCAAUCAGACAAAUCAAGUAAUAAGCUUGCUACUUAAAGACUACUUAUCUUAAUGUAUUUCACGAGCGUUGCAAUGUUUUUUUUUUUUUCUUUUCUUUUAUCUGAGAACGAUAUUUUAACAAAAAUUAUUCUUGUGUAGGCAUACCAUAUUUCAUGUAUAUUUUUGGUCAUAUAUUAUAGAAAUAAGACAAGACCUGUUAAACACUUCAUACCUGACAAAAUACAACAUGAAUGUAAGGGAGAUUUUAUUAUGUUAAUCAGUUUCGAUUAUAUUUAAUUAAAUUUAAUAGUAAUAUGUAUGACAUCAAAAUGAAUUUUGUAUUUGAAAUGUUGUUAAAGUCAUGUUAUGUAGAUUGAAUAAGGGAUAGUAUGUAUGUACAUAUAUUACUAUCAGAGCACGAAUGCAUUAAUAUAAUGUACUUGCAUCAGAAAAUAAUUAUUUUUUAGGGGGAAAAACGUGAUAUGUAAUUUCUGCAGAGAACGGAAUUUUUCUAAUCGUAUAUUUCAUUUAGUUAAUUCGUGAUAAUACAAAGUGUUUGGUACGUAUGUAUUAUAUGUAGGAAUGAAGUGUUCUUUAUUUUACCAAUUACACAUUUUGUUUGUAAUUCACGUACCUAUUAGAAAAGAGUUGGUUAAAUUUUUGCGCACGUAAUAAAUGUUAAUCUUCGAUUCCACGUAAUCGCGUAAUAGAAAACGGAUAUCAUAAUUCGUUGAUAGUUAAAUGUAACAUAAUUACGAUGACAAUUUACUCGCAAGUACAGUAAUACAAUUUAUUUGACUAAUAUUCUUCCUCUUGCGUACGAGACAUCACAAAGAAUAUUUAUCGAAUUAAAUUAUUCCUUGUAAUCGUUAAGGUAAGAUUACAAUGAAACAUAAAAUUAUCUCCUGUGCAAAUAAACAAAAUUACGUAUAGUUACAUUUCAUUAGGUAACUUUACACAUGUCCGAUUUUUUGAAAAAUAUAGCGUUUUAUAAAUUAUAUUGUACGGACAAACUAAUUUUAUGGAAUGAUAAUUAAAUUAUAGUACAUGAUGUUAAAUAUAAAUUGAAAAUUUCUAUGCAAACCAGCACAAAUUUGUAAAUAUUAUUUAAUAGGUAUAUUUUGAUGCAAUUGCCGUUAAUCGUAACAUUAAGGAAAUUCAAUAACACAUUAGACUUAAUGUGCUUUAGAAAAAGUAAA
Molecule: messenger RNA, 3498 nt
Organism: Colletes gigas
Lineage: Eukaryota; Metazoa; Arthropoda; Insecta; Hymenoptera; Colletidae
Gene: Atg14
Product: beclin 1-associated autophagy-related key regulator
Exons: 9
Coding region: 248-1687 (479 amino acids)
Biological process (GO): mitophagy; autophagosome assembly; cellular response to starvation
Cellular component (GO): extrinsic component of phagophore assembly site membrane; autophagosome; phosphatidylinositol 3-kinase complex, class III
Source: RefSeq, a predicted model, not a curated record